AUGAGAGACAGAGUUUUUGUUUUCCCUGUCAGCAGCAGCACGCUGCUGCAUGCAGCCCUGAAAGUAACGGGGGGUGCAGGCCUCAGCCAUUUGCUGCUGCUGCCUGCUGCUGCUGAGGUGCUGCAGCAGCAGCUGCAGCAGCAGCAGCAGCAGCAGCAGCGCCAUCACCCGCGGGAGAUGCAGCAUCAGAUGCAAGACAAUCAACAGCAGCAGCAGCAGCAACCCCUCUCCUUCCCCCCGACAACUACUCCCUUCACCAGCAGCAGCAGCAGCAGCAGCAGCAGCAGCGGUUGCCGCAGCCUGAUGAGUUUGCUGCUGCUGUGUCUUAGCCCUGGGGGCUGUUUAAUAUGCAGCAGCAGCGUGGAGAGUGUAGACGAAGAAGAAAUAAAAAUAAUGUUAAAUAAAUCUGCUUCUCUUUCUCUUUAUGCUGCUGAUGCUGCAGCAAGCACCAUGGCGGGGGCUCACCUACACUUUAUUGUAGAGACACUAAAGGCGCUGCAGCAAUACCCAGACAGCAGCAGCAGCAGCAGCAGCAGCAGCAGCAGAAAUAUAUUUUUGUAUGAUAGCGAUAACUCACAGGCAGUAAAAGAAAUAGAAAAUGCAGCAGCAGCAGCAGCAACAGCAGCAGCAGCAGCAGCAUUUUAUACUCCUGUUUGUCUCUGUCUACCACCAGCAGGUCUCCCGUCUCAGCGAGCUUGA
Eimeria mitis is the source of this 699-nucleotide messenger RNA. RefSeq lists its product as uncharacterized. The transcript is spliced from 4 exons. The record is from RefSeq and is a predicted model, not a curated record. Lineage: Eukaryota; Apicomplexa; Conoidasida; Eucoccidiorida; Eimeriidae. The coding region runs from base 1 to 699 and encodes 232 amino acids.